Molecule: messenger RNA, 1884 nt
Organism: Haliaeetus leucocephalus (bald eagle)
Lineage: Eukaryota; Metazoa; Chordata; Aves; Accipitriformes; Accipitridae
Gene: SLC5A12
Product: solute carrier family 5 (sodium/monocarboxylate cotransporter), member 12
Exons: 15
Coding region: 1-1884 (627 amino acids)
Biological process (GO): sodium ion transport; transmembrane transport
Cellular component (GO): membrane
Molecular function (GO): symporter activity; lactate transmembrane transporter activity
Source: RefSeq, a predicted model, not a curated record
AUGUCAAACUUUGUAGCUCCAGAAGUCAAAAAAUUUGUGGCUUGGGACUAUGUUGUUUUUGCAGCACUAUUUUUAGUAUGUGCUAGCAUUGGAGUCUUUUUUGCUGUUAAAGAGAGGAAAAAGAAAACUUCAAAGGAAUUUUUGGUGGGUGGUAAGCAGAUGACAUGUGGACCAAUCGCUUUUUCUCUCACAGCAAGUUUCAUGUCAGCAGUAACAGUUCUGGGGACACCCUCCGAAGUUUAUCGCUAUGGGGCAUCCUUCGUGCUAUUCUUUCUUUCGUAUGCGCUUGUCAUCAUUUUUACUGCUGAACUUUUUCUACCUGUAUUUUACAGAUCUGGCAUUACAAGCACUUAUGAGUAUUUGGAGUUAAGAUUUAACAAGAUUGUCCGUCUUGCCGCAACAUUGAUCUACAUCCUGCAGACGAUCCUUUACACAGGAAUAGUGGUUUAUGCUCCAUCACUGGCACUCAACCAAGUCACUGGAUUUGAUCUCUGGGGCUCUGUAGUUGCAACAGGAAUUGUCUGCACUUUCUAUUGCACUCUGGGAGGAUUAAAAGCUGUUGUCUGGACAGAUGCAUUUCAAAUGAUUGUCAUGGUGGUUGGCUUCGUGACGGUUUUGAUUCGAGGAACUACUCUGAACGGUGGAUCGACCAAGGUCUGGGAAGUUGCCUAUGAAGGAUCACGACUAAACAUAUUUGACUUCGAUGUCGAUCCUUUGAGACGACAUACCUUUUGGACAAUUGUUAUUGGGGGAACAUUUACAUGGCUAGGGCUCUAUGGAGUUAAUCAGUCCACAAUACAGAGAUGCAUUUCUUGCAAAUCGGAAAAACAUGCUAAACUGGCACUUUACCUGAAUUUAUUGGGACUUUGGACAGUUCUGGUGUGUGCGGUAUUUUGUGGUUUGGUGAUGUACUCUCAUUACAAGAGUUGUGAUCCUUGGACUGCCAAUUUCAUUUCAGCACCCGAUCAGCUCAUGCCGUAUUUUGUUAUGGACAUUUUUUCUUCGAUGCCAGGAGUCCCGGGACUGUUUGUUGCCUGUGCAUUCAGUGGAACGCUAAGCACGGUAGCUGCCAGCAUCAACGCUUUAGCAACUGUUACCUUUGAAGACUUGGUCAAGAAAUGUUUCCCAAACCUCUCUGAGAAGAUAAGCACAUGGAUCAGCAAAGGCUUAUGUAUAUUAUAUGGCGUCCUGUGCACUUCGAUGGCUGCAGCAGCAUCGCUGCUGGGAGGAGUUGUGCAGGCUUCCCUCUCCAUCCAUGGGAUGUGUGGGGGCCCCAUGCUGGGAUUAUUUACCCUGGGAAUUGUGUUCCCUUGUGCUAACUGGAAGGGUGCAAUCGGAGGCCUCUUAACUGGGAUCACCUUAGCUUUUUGGGCUGGUACCGGCUCUUUCAUUUACCCCGCCCCACCGACAAAGUCCAUUCCUCUGCAACUCUCGACUCUCAACUGCACGCUGGCUAACAGCACCGAGGCGCUGACGACGGCGGCGACGGCUCCCGACAGGCCUUUGCUGGCAGAUACCUGGUACUCCCUGUCCUACCUGUACUUCAGUGCCAUCGGCUGCCUAGUCUGUGCCAUCGCAGGGCUGUUGAUAAGCUUUAUAACAGGCCCUAGUAAAGGAGAAGACAUCCCACCAGUGUUAAUUAAGCCAGUCUGCAACCUGUUUUGCUUUUGGUCCGAAAGGCUCAAAGUUUUCCUCUGGUGUGGCGUGCGGCACGACAGCCUGGAGGUGGACUUUGAAAAAAACCUGCAUAAAGUUAUUGCAAACGAAACUGGAACAGAUGACACCUUCAAGAAUAAUAUCAACAAAGAAAACAAACGCCAGUUCCCUGAUUACAAUCCUGAGGAAAAUUCCUAUACUAAUAUGAGCAGAGAAACUCGUCUCUAG